AUGGAGAAAUAUCCUGACCACCUUCCCUGCCCCCAAGAGUUGGGAAGUACUAAGUUGCAUGGCCCCCGCUGGAGGAAAGCCAGUGGACGGGGGGCUUCUCUCUCCAAGUGCCCUCUGCAUUCAGCUUUCUCUCAGCAGCCCAAGCUCGUCCCGUCCCCUGUACCCUUAACUGUUUCAACAUAUGGUGUGGGAGCUGGACCACCCUUCAUGACUGAUACCUCUGCUGCUUCUCUUACCCUUCAAAUUUCUGUCCACCACAUCCUAGCCAGGUUGUUUUAUGAUUUAUCUGCAGUUAUUAUUGGCUUAGAAGCCAGAAAGAAAGCUGUGUUUUGGGGUGACAUUGCCUUAGAUGAUGAAGAUUUAAAUAUCUUUCAAAUUGAUAGGACAAUUGACCUUACACAGAACCCCUUUGGAAAAUUUGGACAUUCCACAGGUGGAUUUGGAGACCAUGGUAUAUCAAAGAAAAGAGGGGCCCUCUACCAACUUAUAGACAGAAUAAGAAGAAUUGGCUCUGGCUUGGAGCAAAACAACACAGUUAAAGAAAAAGUACCUCUAAAAUUCUCAGGGCAAAAUGAGAAAAAUCGAGUUCCCAGAGCUGCUACAUCAAGAACUGAAAGAGUAUGGCCUGGAGGUGUCAUUCCUUAUGUUAUAGGAGGCAACUUUACUGGCAGCCAGCGAGCCAUGUUCAAGCAGGCCAUGAGGCACUGGGAAAAACACACGUGUGUGACUUUCAUUGAAAGAAUGGAUGAAGAGAGUUACAUUGUAUUCACAUACAGGCCUUGUGGAUGCUGCUCCUAUGUAGGUCGGCGUGGAAAUGGACCUCAGGCAAUCUCAAUUGGCAAGAACUGUGAUAAAUUUGGAAUUGUUGUUCAUGAAUUGGGCCAUGUAAUAGGCUUUUGGCAUGAACACACACGACCAGAUCGAGAUAAUCAUGUAACUAUCAUAAGAGAAAACAUCCAGCCAGGUCAAGAAUACAAUUUUUUGAAGAUGGAGCCUGGAGAAGUAAACUCACUUGGAGAAAGAUAUGAUUUUGACAGUAUUAUGCACUAUGCCAGGAACACCUUCUCAAGGGGGAUGUUUCUGGAUACCAUUCUCCCCUCUCGUGAUGAUAAUGGCAUACGUCCAGCAAUUGGUCAACGAACCCGUUUAAGCAAAGGAGAUAUUGCACAGGCAAGAAAGCUGUAUAGAUGUCCAGCAUGUGGAGAAACUCUUCAAGAAUCCAAUGGCAAUCUUUCCUCCCCAGGAUUUCCAAAUGGCUACCCUUCUUAUACACACUGCAUCUGGAGAGUUUCUGUGACUGCAGGGGAGAAGAUUGUUUUAAAUUUUACUACCAUGGACCUAUACAAAAGUAGUUUGUGCUGGUAUGACUACAUUGAAGUAAGAGAUGGAUACUGGAGGAAAUCACCUCUCCUUGGUAGAUUCUGUGGGGACAAAUUGCCUGAAGUUCUUACCUCUACAGACAGCAGAAUGUGGAUUGAGUUUCGCAGCAGCAGUAACUGGGUAGGAAAGGGCUUUGCAGCAGUCUAUGAAGCUAUCUGUGGAGGUGAGAUACGUAAAAAUGAAGGACAGAUUCAGUCUCCUAAUUAUCCGGAUGACUAUAGGCCAAUGAAAGAAUGUGUGUGGAAAAUAGCAGUGUCAGAAGACUGUUACGUGGGGCUGACCUUUCAGGCCUUUGAGAUUGAAAGACAUGACAACUGUGCUUAUGACUACCUAGAAGUUCGAGAUGGAAACAGUGAAAAUAGCCCUUUGAUAGGGCGUUUUUGUGGCUAUGAUAAACCUGAAGAUAUCAAAUCUACCUCCAAUACGCUGUGGAUGAAGUUUGUUUCUGAUGGAACUGUGAACAAGGCAGGGUUUGCUGCCAAUUUUUUCAAAGAGGAAGACGAGUGUGCCAAGCCUGACCGUGGAGGCUGUGAGCAGCGCUGUCUGAACACACUGGGCAGUUACCAGUGCUCCUGUGAGCCUGGCUAUGAGCUAGGACCUGACAAAAGGACCUGUGAAGCGGCUUGCGGUGGACUUCUCACAAAACUGAAUGGUACCAUAACCACUCCAAGCUGGCCCAAAGAAUACCCCCCCAACAAACACUGCGUGUGGCAAGUGGUCGCACCAACACAGUACAGAAUUUCUAUGAAGUUUGAGUUUUUUGAAUUGGAGGGCAAUGAAGUUUGCAAAUAUGAUUAUGUGGAAAUUUGGAGUGGUCUUUCUUCUGAGUCUAAAUUGCAUGGCAAAUUUUGUGGUGCUGAAGUGCCUGAAGUGAUCACAUCCCAGUUCAACAAUAUGAGAAUUGAGUUCAAAUCCGACAAUACUGUAUCCAAGAAGGGGUUCAAAGCACAUUUCUUUUCAGACAAAGAUGAGUGCUCUAAGGAUAAUGGUGGAUGUCAACAUGAGUGCGUCAACACAAUGGGAAGCUACACGUGUCAGUGCCGGAAUGGAUUUGUGCUGCAUGAAAAUAAACAUGAUUGCAAGGAAGCUGAGUGUGAACAGAAGAUUCACAGUCCAAGUGGCUUCAUCACUAGCCCCAACUGGCCAGACAAAUACCCAAGCAGGAAGGAAUGCACAUGGGAAAUCAGUGCCACACCUGGUCAUCGAGUCAAAUUAGCCUUUAGUGAGUUUGAGAUUGAGCAGCAUCAAGAAUGUGCUUAUGAUCACUUGGAAGUAUUUGAUGGAGAAACAGAAAAAUCACCCAUUCUUGGACGACUAUGUGGGAACAAGAUACCAGAGCCCCUUGUGGCUACGGGAAAUAAGAUGUUUGUUCGGUUUGUUUCUGAUGCAUCUGUUCAAAGAAAAGGCUUUCAAGCCACACAUUCUACAGAAUGUGGUGGCAGACUGAAAGCAGAAUCAAAACCAGGAGAUCUGUAUUCUCAUGCUCAGUUUGGUGACAACAACUACCCAGGACAAGUUGACUGUGAAUGGGUGUUAGUGUCAGAACGGGGCUCUCGACUCGAGUUAUCCUUCCAGAUUUUUGAAGUGGAAGAAGAAGCUGACUGUGGCUAUGACUAUGUUGAGCUCUUUGACGGUCUCAAUUCAACAGCAGUGGGUCUUGGUCGAUUCUGUGGAUCAGGGCCACCAGAAGAGAUCAAUUCAAUUGGUGAUACUGUUUUAAUUCAUUUUCACACUGAUGACACAAUCAGCAAGAAAGGAUUUCAUAUAAGAUACAAAAGCAUCAGCUAUCCAGAUACUACGCAUACCAAAAAAUAACACCAAAACCUCCAUCAGAACAUAAAGAGAUGUGCAUAAUGGAGAGAAGAUGUAUUUCUUUUUUAAAUGAAGAUUUUAGCACAAAUGUUUUAUAUAAUGAAUUUGAACAGAAGAAAACUACAAGACCAGAAUUAUCUCUGUAUCAAAAGAGAAGUUUCCUGCUAACCGUGAUCAGCAUUGCCAGGAUAUCUGAACUCUGUUCUUGAUGGUAUAAAUACAAAUAAAGCUUGUGAAAGCAUCUCAUGCUUCAGUGAAGACUUCACAAUCUUUUCUUCACAGCUCAACACAGAUGCUUCACAAUUCAGACAGUUCCGCUCAGGGUCUGUGACCCUGCAGAGUGUUCUUUUUGACAAUUUUUCAGUAUAUGGAAGAAAUAAAAUUAUCUUGCAGGUGAAAAACUGGAAAACCCUCUCCCCAUACCUUAGGAUAAUCGCUUUGACUUUGUAUCUUGAAGACAAUGUAAACCAGAUCCAUUUAAGGUCUUGUGAAAUGGGAGUCUUUUGAGAGUUGUUUAUACUUUAAAUGUGGGUGUGUCCAAUGUUUGUAAACUGGAAUAUUUCAGCUUCAUUGUUUUUACUUGCAGGCUAAAUUAACCUCUUUGAAAUGUAAAGGAUCUUGAGACCACUUCGUUUUACUGAGAUUUCAACCAGUUUGAAAUGUCAAUAGUGUCUAUUGCAGUUCACUCUAUAGACAUCAUUUAUUUAAGUGCUGGAAAAUGCACAGUUAAUUGGUAAACUCAGUUCUUUCAGUGAAAGUGCUGCCUUUUCACACCAAAUCCAGGAAGCCACGUGAUAUCUUAUGAACUUGAUGAAAAAACUCCCAACCGGUGUGAACAGGAUUCUUCUAAGUGACUGCCUAGAUGGUUCAUACUCAAGUUCCACUGCUGCUAUUGUUUCUUUUAUUGUUGAUCUUUUAUCAUUGUUAUUAUUGAUAUUUUCAUGGUAAAUGUUGUAUUCUCUAAAAAAUGAAAUGAAAUGAAUUGGCAGUAGGCCUUGUAAGAACUGAAAGAUCUCUUUCUUUCUCUUCCUAGGAAUCAGUUUUUUAAAUAUGCAGUGUUG
This is a messenger RNA of Phacochoerus africanus (Common warthog), 4253 nucleotides long. It is a transcript of the gene TLL1, whose product is annotated as tolloid like 1. NCBI's taxonomy places the organism in Eukaryota, Metazoa, Chordata, Mammalia, Artiodactyla, Suidae. The transcript has 22 exons. Gene Ontology annotation, molecular function: calcium ion binding; metalloendopeptidase activity; zinc ion binding. The record is from RefSeq and is a predicted model, not a curated record. The coding region runs from base 1 to 3195 and encodes 1064 amino acids. Gene Ontology annotation, biological process: proteolysis.